AUGGCUAACAACAGCGAAGGCAGUCCGCGCGUGAUCCGCCUGCCACCCUACAAGUAUGUGCACGUGCUAGACACCAACUCCAACGUGUCACGUGUGCUGGCGGGUCCGCUGACGUACACGCGCCAAGAGCAUGAGCACGUCAUGACGCCUCCUCAGAACAUGAUCGUGUUACCAGCGCAGCAUUACGUGGAAGUGCGUAACCCCGUCGUACGUUCUGAAGACGGCAAGAUCGUACGUGAUGCAUUCGACCAGGCCAAGCUCAAGCACGGCGAGAUCGAGUUCCGCAUCUUCGACAAGUACCCGGAACCGUUUCCUUUGUAUCCAGGCGAGGAGCAGGUUGGUGAGAUCCGAGAGCUUCGUAUCGUGCCUGUUGACACAGCACUACGCAUCCGAGCAAGACGCAAAACCGACAAAUACGUGGCCGGUGACGAAUGGCUAUUCGUGGGACCGGCAACGUACUACCCGCGCGUGGAGGAGGAGAUCGUGACCGUCGUACACGCCAUCGUAGUAAAAAAGAACCAAGCGAUCAAGUUUCGUGCGGAGAAGAAGUGCACCGACUCGCAAGGCAUUGAACGAGAUGCUGGAGAAGAGUGGCUGGUCCGUACGCCGGGUGCGUAUCUCCCGCAGAUCGACGAGGUGCAUGUCGAGACGCUGCAAGCGCAUGUAUUGACACAAGAUACAGCUCUGCAUUUGCGUGCGUUGCGUACGUUCAAAGACGUGUACGGCACCUCACGUCGCGCUGGUGAAGAGUGGCUCAUCACGACGGAAACCACCGAGACGCACGUGCAAGACGUCCAUGAAGAGAUUAUCGGCUACGUGAACGCCACAAUUCUCACUAACCGCCAGUACUGCAUCGUCGUAGAUCCUGUGGUGAACGGAGUGCAACAUCGAGGCACUCGCGAGCUGCGUAAGGGCGAAGCUUCCUUCUUUUUGCAACCUCACGAGCAGCUGGAGAACGGUCGAGUCGAAGAUAUCAUCGUAUUAGCCGACGACGAGGCAGUUUUGCUCCAAGCAGUUGAGCCGUUUAAGCGCGGCGGUGUCCGACGUGAGGCUGGGGAGCGUUGGAUGGUGCAUGGGCCUCGUGAAUACAUCCCACCGAUCCAAGUCACAGUGUUGGAGACUCGUUGUGCUAUUCCACUUGACAUCAAUGAAGGAGUCUAUGUACGUGAACGCAAAACGGGGCAUGUUCGAGCUGUGAAAGGCGAGACGUACAUGUUGCAAGCCACGGAAGAAUUGUGGAGCAAACACCUGUCGCCAGCUGUGGAAGAGCUGCUAUCGUCACAAGUAGGAGGCUCGGCGUACGUUGUUGACCCGACCCAGUCGAAUAAACUGACGGCAAGUCUUGGUCGACCAUGGGACACGGCCACGGGUGCUCCACGUCAACGUGACCCGACGCGUGUAGUGACAUUUGAGGUGCCACACAACGCAGGGAUCCAAGUAUACGACUACAAGACCACGUCCUCGCGUAUCUUGUUCGGGCCGACACUUGUAAUGCUGGAGCCGGAUGAGCAAUUCACAGUGCUUCGUCUUUCUGGCGGUGUGCCGAAGGAGCCAAAUGUGAUCCGAACUUUGUGUCUGCAGCUCGGACCGGACUUCAUGCGAGACCAGAUAAUUGUUGAGACGUCAGACCACGCGCGACUGUCGCUCACUAUCGCCUACAACUGGCGGUUCCGCGUCGAUUCCUCGAAACCGGUCGAUGCAGCCAAGGUAUUCAACGUCAAAGAUUUCACUGGUGACGCCUGCAAGACUCUGGCUUCACGUAUUCGUGGAGCUGUGGCGGUACAGAACUUCGAUCAUUUCCACAAACACAGCGCGCAGAUCAUCCGAACGUCCAUUUUCGGCCUCGACGAGAACAACAAACUACGCGACGAAUUGAUGUUCCCCGCUAACAAUCUUUGUAUCACCAACGUCGACAUCCAAUCGGCUGAGCCGGUUGAUCAGCUCACACGUGAAAGUCUGCAGAAAUCUGUGCAACUGGCCAUUGAAAUCACGACUAAAUCGCAGGAAGCGCGCGCCAAAGCCAUCGCAAUGAAGGAGGAGGAAGCAGCCAAGGGCGAGUUGCUCACACAGCAGCUUGACAACCAGUCGAGCGCUGAACAAGCGCGCAAGAACCUCGUGCAGCUCACAGCCGAGUGUAAAGCUGUCGAAGAAGAAGCUGCCGCUGUGAGUCGUGCACGUGCCCAAGCCCAGGCGGCGGAGAUUGAAGGCCAGGCAGCCGAGGACCAGACCCUGAAUGUUGCGCACGCUGAGCGACUCGCUGGCGUCGAAAUCCACAAGAAGCGCGAGCUCAUGGCCAUCGAGGCCGAGAAGUUCCAGCAAAUGGUGAGCAGCGUGGGACAGGAGACGCUCGUGGCGCUGGCGCGUGCAGGCCCCGACGGACAAGUCAAGAUGCUGGAGGCGCUGGGACUCAGCGGCUACCUCAUCACGGACGGCAAGUCGCCUGUGAACUUGUUGGGCACGGCCGAGGGGAUUAUCCGAGGCAUCUCGCAGGCCGACCAGUGA
This is a messenger RNA of Phytophthora infestans T30-4, 2502 nucleotides long. Its product is annotated as major vault protein. Lineage: Eukaryota; Oomycota; Peronosporomycetes; Peronosporales; Peronosporaceae. Gene Ontology annotation, cellular component: nucleus; cytoplasm. The transcript has 3 exons. Bases 1 to 2502 code for a protein of 833 amino acids. The record is from RefSeq and is a predicted model, not a curated record.